This is a messenger RNA of Adineta ricciae, 3849 nucleotides long. NCBI's taxonomy places the organism in Eukaryota, Metazoa, Rotifera, Eurotatoria, Adinetida, Adinetidae. The record is from the annotation of a GenBank genome assembly.
AUGACGAACAAGAAAAGCAAUCUUGUGGAAAGACGUCUGUAUGAAUAUGCAUUACGUGCUGUUUGUUCUCCGUUGCAUGUUAUUGAGCCAGGAAUGACAAGUGAUCAACUCACCACUCAUAUUGCUAAACUUUUCAAUGUCGAUCUCGAAGAACAUGAAAUGAAAUAUAUGCGAGCAUUGAGAGCACAAACAUGUCCUGUGAUUUUAUUCGUUGACGUGAAAAAGGCCCGUAAUCUCCCUGGUGAAGACCAAAACGGUCUCAGUGAUCCCUAUUGUAAAGUUAGUGUCGUCUACUCAUCCCGCAAAGGUGAAACUUCAGGCGAGAAGGGCGUGUCUUCAUCGUAUUUAUCGUCUGAUGAAUCACCCCCUCGAAUGAAGCGAAGUCGAUCAUUAUUCUUCUCUUGUGCUGCUUCGCCAUCGAAAACUAAAGUGAAAAAUUCAUCGACAUUGCGAACACCACGAAGUAGUCGCCGAAAGCCGUCGAAAGAUCAUACAGCAGCAAUGGCAUCAGAUAAAAGCAGAUCAUUGUCAACGGUUACUUAUCGUACAGAAGUUUGUCCGGAAACACUUAAUCCCGAAUGGAAUGAACAUUUCGAAUUUGAAAUUGAAAACAUUGAUGAACAAUUUUUGCAUAUUACUGUAUAUGACUCAGAUCGUGGCCAAAUACCAGCAAUGAAAACGAUAGUUCAGGAAAAGCGCGGCAUGUCACGGAAAAUUCGUGGCAUUCGAACUCUGUUUACCACAGGUGAAAUCGAAGAUGAUUUUCUCGGUCAGUUCACCAUGGAUAUCAAAAAAUUAGCUUCGUGUGAAAGUGAACAAUGGUUCGCGUUAACUGGAUUGAAGCAAACUCGUGCAAGUGAUAUAAAACCACGUGGUGAAAUCUACUUGGCGUUAAAAGAUGAUAAGAACACUGCAGAUCGCAUACCUAUAUCUACCAGCAAUUCAGUACAAUUUCGCCGUCGCCAUUCUACUUUAUCGUCGACCAGUCAAAUAUCCUCAUCGAUUAUACUACGUUCGAGUAUUUUCCGAAAGAAUUUUCGUCCAUCAUCCCUUCAAGCCCGUGAUUAUACAAGAACGAAUAUUUUCGAUAAUGACAGUCAAGGAAAUUCUGGUCAGAUUGAUUCAUGUUUAACACCAACAACUGAUUCUGACUUACCUUUAUUAAUCGAAGAAUAUCAUCAACUGUUCCGAAUUAUCAUGCUUCAUCAACUGGAAGAUGCACGAGACGCAAAUAAAGACAAAUCGAAUGGCUUAGUAAUUGAUUGGGAUGGAGCAUUGAAUGAAUUAUCCUAUUGCGUUCUCGUUCAAUUUCGAGUUUUGUACAACAUAUCAACACUAUCUGAAACAUUUAUACAACUGCUCGUCAUUAUGGAACUUCGAUGUUCGGAAGAUUACGCCUUAUUUAUCAGUCAAGGUGUGAUCGAAGCAUACUUACGUUUGUUUAUGGAGAAAGUUCAACAGAAAAUCGACAAUAAGGAUCUUGGAUUAACUGACUACGAAAAAACUGUAUUCAAAGAAAUACUGUACCUAUUUAUUGGACAUUACAAACAACGUGUUCAUUGCGAUGCACCCUGGUUUCUCCCUUCGAAAGAAAACCUGCCGAAUAUUAAAAGUAUAUUUGAAACUCUUUGUACGUUGUUUCAACUGAAAAUUUGUGCGAAUAACGAGCAAAUGAUGCGAACGCACCUGGAAGAAACAAUCAAAACCCGCCUUCAUACAGAUAUCAAUGAUACAUUUAGUUUACACUCGUUUGUUUUCAACGACAAAGAAGAUAUUCAACUGAAUAAUAUUCGAGAUUUUCUUGAAUAUGUGAAGAAGUUAGCUGAGUCGACGGCACUUCUACCAGAAUACACGAAAAUAUUUGAACCAGUCAAUACAAACUAUAUCAAAAUCUGCUUUUUCGACACCAAUAGUGCAGCUGAUCGCUUAUCUGAAUUGACCAUGUGUUUAUUGACAAAUAUGACCGAUAGCUUUCAAACAUAUUCAAAGCCAGUUGUUAAAGCUACAUCGUCGAUAUAUGAUCCAAAUCUAAUUCAAAAUUCCAUUGUUCUUCUAAACUUAUAUUUAUAUUUACAAACCAUUGUCACAGCGCUUCGGAAUAAUCUUGAAACACGGGAUUGGGCAAUCAAUGCAUUUCGAUUGAAAUUAAUCGAAUAUCGCCAAUGGUUCUCACCAACGAUGAAAUUUCUAUUAGAAGGUUUCGUUGCAAACAUUCGACAAGCCAUGGAACGAGCUGUCGAAGAUGACAGUGAACUCAUACCGGAAGAAGACAUAGUUCUUUACUCACGAUCAUCGAUGGCAGCAACCAGUUUAUGUAUCAAACUCUGUCGAGAAUGGGAAGCGAUUGAUUAUCCGGAAAUAAACGUUCGCUAUACAGCAUUGAUUAAAUUAACGAAUACAAUUUGUGAACAAUGUCAACAUUACGCCAGACGAACGGCACGCAAAUUGUCAGAAAAUCGAUAUUUUACAGAUUUGAAUCGCACUAGAUCAUUUAAUGUUUCGAAAAAAUUAUGCAUGUUAGUUAAUGAUAUUGAAUAUGUGAAACGAAAUGUUUUGUCAUCACUACCGAAUCUAUUGAAUUUCUCUGGUGUUAUCGAAAGAAUGAUUGAAAACUACGAGUCCGAUGAUUUUCGUCAGACAAAAGUGACACUCGAACGUUUAAUAGCCACAGCUGAAAACGAAAUGACUGACGUUAUUAAAUUAAUAUUCGAACGUGUAGCAGAUCUAGUUCACGCAUCAUUACAAGGCAAAAUCGUCAAUUAUUACCGUGACGAAAAAGCUGCCAAAGUUGAUUGUAUGAAAGAAGUAAAUAAGUACGUUGAUCAAGAAAUUCUACAUCAAUUAUAUAAAGGUCUCGAACCAGUUCAAUAUUCUCGUGUUGCUUGUGCAAUACGAAUCAAAACAUUACAAUGUUUACGAGAAUUGUUACCAUUACAAGAACCACCUGUCUUCUAUGAACGAGUCUUGCAAUCAUUCGAUCAGUUGGCAGCUUAUUUCGAAGCUGUAUGCCGAGAGGAACCACAUUUGCCUGGUCCACCAUGUGAGGAAAUCGCAGCACUGCGAUCGACACUUCAGACGUGCGCAUUGACUACUGAACAAUUACAGUUGUGUUAUUUUCGUGAAAUAGCUCACAAAACUUCCUCACAUGAGUUUUCAACAAAUAAUGGUGAAAUCAUUUUUCGUACCGCUUAUGAAAUCGUCAACAGUCUGGUUACAAUUCAUGUUUUUAUUCUUUCCUGUCGGGACCUACCAAAGAUGGAUUUAAUUGGUACAUCGGAUCCCUAUGUUAUUCUUGAACUCCUACCACCCUCAUUUUACCAGAAAACACCGAAAGAAUAUAAGACAAGUAUACAAAAACGUACUCUUGAUCCAGAAUUCAAUGAACUAUUUCAAUGGCAUCGUCUUCCGUUGAAUAUCUUACAUGAACGUGGAGCUGUUCUACGUUUGAGCGUAUGGGAUGAAGACUAUGUAAAUGAUGAUUUUAUUGGAGAAUGCUUUGUCCCAUUAACAAAUAUUGAAUCCUUGAAAAAUCUGGCAUCGCUACGUGAUGUGCCCAUUUCCGAAGUUCGCCUACGGCGACCUCAUAAAAAUAUCCAACCACGUGUAUUCGAGUUAAUUCGAAAUCGCGCAGCAUUCGAUGAACAAGCCGCUGUUUUUCUUAAACAACGCACUGCUGUGAUGCAAUCAGAUAAUCCUCGAAGACAAGAUCCAGGACAGCGGCAUAGUUCACAAGCGUCAUUAACCGAUUCCAUUCAAACACAGUAUCAACUAUGGAGUAUAUGGAAAUGGAAGAGAGCAAAUACUGAAAGUUCAGUCGAAUAUAACGAUGACAAUAGUUCAACUCAAUAG